This is a messenger RNA of Phyllopteryx taeniolatus (common seadragon), 1604 nucleotides long. RefSeq names its product mitochondrial ribosomal protein S9 (gene mrps9). Gene Ontology annotation, biological process: translation. Gene Ontology annotation, molecular function: RNA binding; structural constituent of ribosome. The record is from RefSeq and is a predicted model, not a curated record. The transcript is spliced from 11 exons. Gene Ontology annotation, cellular component: mitochondrial small ribosomal subunit; ribosome. Bases 39 to 1196 code for a protein of 385 amino acids. Lineage: Eukaryota; Metazoa; Chordata; Actinopteri; Syngnathiformes; Syngnathidae.
GACAACUUCCGGGGUGACGUCAUUGUUAGCCAGCCAUCAUGGCGGCGCCGUGUACGCGUACACUUGGUUACUUUCUCACGAAAUAUGGGACAUCCUGUUCAAGUCUACCUGGAGUAUCAUCACAUGCGAGUCGGCCGGUAGUGAGGAGACAAAUCUGUACAAGUGCCUCCAUGCACAGGAAGAACCUGGCUGCUGCUGGCCCCGAAAAGUUCACGAUGGAGUUUAUCGAAAAGCAGGUGGAAGAAUUCAAUAUCGGCAAGCGGCACCUGGCCAACAUGAUGGGAGAGGACCCUGAGAAUUUCACUCAGGAGGAUAUAGAUAGGAGCAUCGCUUACCUCUUCCCUUCCGGCUUGUUUGAGAAGAAGGCACGACCCCUCAUGAAGCAUCCAGAGCAAAUCUUUCCAAAGCAGCGAGCUGUUCAAUGGGGGGCGGACAGACGGCCAUUCCACUUCCUGUUUUACACGGGAAAACAGGCGUACUACACCUUGAUGCAUGACACGCAAAGUAAAAUCCUCAACAUCGAGAGGCAUCAGGAUCGUCUGCGAGCCAAAGGACUCUUUUCCCAGGACGUCAAAACGAUCCCCCUUGGCACAAGCAGGUGGCUCCUGAAAGAGGAGCUGGAGGAGUUGCUGGUGGAGCCCAUCUCUGUUCACGAUUAUACUCGCUUUCUCCAGCUAAUUGAGCGGCUGCUGUCUCAGCCUUACUGCGCAAUGGAGGAGCAGUUUGUUCUUAGUUACCGUCAGCAACUCGAGGCUCAGUCCAGUAAGCAGACAAUCUCGUCCCUGGAGAAGGAUGAAAAGGGCGUGGCCUUUAGUACCGCACAAGGACGCAGAAAGACAUCAAACGCCUCUGUGGUUCUGAGAGAUGGCGGCUCCGGAAGUGUCAACAUUAACGGGCAGAACUACCCCCAAUACUUCUCUGUGCUACAAGACAGAGAGCAGCUAAUGUUCCCGCUCCAGUUCAUGGACAUGCUGGGACGCUUUGACAUGGAGAGCAGCGUGAGCGGUGGUGGGCGGUCCAGCCAGGCGGGGGCGCUGCGACUCGCCAUCUCCCGUGCCCUUUGCAGCUUUCUGCCCCAAAGAGAUAUAGAGAUCAUGAGGCAAGCUGGUCUUCUGACUCCCGACCCCAGAGUGAGAGAGAGGAAGAAGCCAGGUCAGGAAGGUGCAAGGAAGAAAUUCACCUGGAAGAAACGUUGAGGAUGAUACCACCUGAACUCAAAAAAUGAUUACCUCUUAUCAUGCCAGAAUGGAAGACAUUUGGUACUCAGCCACCAGGCGCUUGUGUCCAGAAAUUACGCAAGAUGUAUUAUGUUCAUUAGUACAGUAUAUAAUUAAACUUCCACUUCUAAUCAUCAUACUUUGGAAAGCAAUAUUAGCUUUGUCACUUAAAUACCGCUCUUUAAAACUAUCAGAACUGGUUAGCAAUGUUUUGUCAAAGAAAGAAAGUGCAGGUUGAGGUUAGUCUCAGAAUUUGUGCGGUUCAGUGAAGAAUAACAUUUAUGCAGGUGUGAAUAGUAGGUGGUGGUAUUCUGUAGUCGAGUAGCAGUACUAACCAAUGUGUCAUUGUGCUGUCAACAGUUCUAAAACUAAAAAAAAACUAUUAUA